This is a messenger RNA of Asparagus officinalis (garden asparagus), 1144 nucleotides long. Its product is annotated as 50S ribosomal protein L9. Gene Ontology annotation, biological process: translation. Gene Ontology annotation, cellular component: mitochondrion; ribosome. The record is from RefSeq and is a predicted model, not a curated record. Lineage: Eukaryota; Viridiplantae; Streptophyta; Magnoliopsida; Asparagales; Asparagaceae. Bases 271 to 993 code for a protein of 240 amino acids. The transcript has 7 exons. Gene Ontology annotation, molecular function: structural constituent of ribosome.
CGUAUUCCCACAACCAAAACCCUAAAACCCCUAAAAUGUCCUCUUUCUCUUUCUAGGGCAGCUGAGCUCCUCAUCAUCCCGAUCCCAAUCCCUCCUCCUCCGCCUCCUCCUCCGCCGCCUCAACCGCCUCUCGAACCCAGAGGCUCCGACGCCGCCUCCGCCACGGCAUCACCUCUUCCGCUGAAGUCGCCGCCACUUCCUGCGAUAACAAUCUUUCUCUCAGACCCCGAAGGACCCUAAACCCUAAUCGCUAAAUUCUCACGGGGAAAAAUGGCUUAUUUUCGAAGCUCUCAUCAAGCACUCCGUCGCCUCAUCGGCCAGCACCCAAACCCUAGCUCCGAUCGCAUCACUAAUUCCUUGCUCUUCAGUGCCCAAGGCCUUCGAUUUAGAAAGCUCGAUGUCAUUCUCACGACGACGAUCGAUAAAUUGGGGAAAGCUGGAGAUACUGUGAAAGUAGCACCGGGGUAUUUUCGUAAUCACUUGAUGCCCAAAUUGCUUGCGGUUCCUAAUAUUGAGAAGUUUGCUUAUUUAGUUCGAGAGCAACGCAAGCUUUAUCAGCAUGAAGAAAAGGAAAUUGAAGUUUCAAAGGCAAAGGAAGAGAUUUUGGAGACAACUGAUGACACUUCCAAGGAAAAUAAAAUGAAAGAAUAUCAAACAGCUGCAAUCCGUCUUCAUAAUGGGCGCCUGGGUUUGAGGAGGCUAGUCAAGGUUGACAAUGAGUUGCGCACACCUGUUACAAAAGAGGAGCUUGUUGCUGAGGUUGCAAGGCAACUCAAUAUUUGUAUCUACCCGGAAAAUCUUAACCUAGCAUCGCCUCUGACUACCGUGGGAGAGUAUGAGGUGCCUCUUCGUCUGCCAAGGGAGAUUCCUCGACCCGAAGGAACCCUUCAAUGGACUCUUAAAGUUAAGGUCAGGCGAAAGAGAAGUGGAAAUGAUACCCCUUUCAAAAAUUCUGUGUCAAAGCCAACAGUUGAGGAACCUAUUCCAAGCUAGUACACUGUUGCUUUAGGAUCAAUUGGGUUAUUCCUUUUAGUUUUUUGUUCUGAAAGCUUGAAAAGGCGCGAGUUGCAUUUUUGAGUAUGCUUAUUUGUUGGAAGAGGAAGGGUUCAUUUCUUACAUGAAGCUGUUGUCUUCAACUUUUUUG